GGAGAAAGAAAAGGACCCAAUUCAUGGUCCAGACAGAGACUCUCUACGCUUCUUUUCCCAGUCGCCUCGCCUCUUCUUCUUGCAGCCUUGCCUCUCCCUUCGAGCAUCUCUUGCAUCUACGACAUCCUGUCGCAGCUUCGUCUCUUCCUCUCUGCAGCUGUCGAGGCCUUGUCUCUGCCCUCUCUUAGUCUCGCCUCUCUGACGGUUUAACCUUUACUCUGCGGGACUCUCUUUCCAGCUCUCGGCAGUUGCCAAGUUAUUUUUUGUUUCAACAAUUUUGUUAGUCUAGGGUUUCUUCCCACUAAGAAGAGAGUAUUGUUGGGGCCGAGCAAGAGAGACAAGGAAAUGGAAAAGAAGGCAGACAUUCAAACUCAGCAUCACAAGAAGCAAGUGCAUCUCUUUUACUGUGCAGACUGUGAAGACCUUGCCCGUAAAGUUGCUGCUCACUCUGAUCUCAUCACUCUUCAAUCCAUCAACUGGAGGAAUUUUGAUGAUGGGUUUCCAAACCUUUAUAUAAACAAUGCACAAGAUAUGCGAGGUCAACAUGUAGCCUUUCUUGCGGCAUUCAGUUCCCCAGGAGUCAUCUUUGAACAACUUUCUGUCAUAUAUGCACUCCCACGGCUGUUUGUUGCCUCGUUCACUUUGGUUUUGCCAUUCUUUCCAACUGGCUCCUUUGAGCGAAUGGAAGAAGAGGGGGAUGUUGCAACUGCAUUUACCAUGGCAAGGAUACUUUCAAACAUUCCCAUAUCAAGGGGUGGUCCCACUAGUCUAGUCAUUUAUGACAUACAUGCUCUACAGGAAAGAUUUUAUUUUGGGGACCAUGUUUUGCCUUUGUUUGAGACUGGGAUCCCUCUGCUAAAGCAACGUCUUCACCAGCUUCCUGACUCUGAUAAGAUUGUUGUUGCGUUUCCAGAUGAUGGAGCUUGGAAACGAUUCCACAAGCUGUUGGAUCAUUUUCCCAUGGUGGUGUGCACAAAGGUUCGUGAAGGUGAUAAGAGGAUAGUUCGACUAAAGGAGGGAAAUCCUGCUGGUUGUCAUGUAGUCAUUGUUGAUGAUUUGGUGCAAUCUGGAGGCACCCUUAUUGAGUGUCAGAAAGUGUUAGUGGCUCAUGGUGCGGCGAAAGUGAGUGCAUAUGUCACCCAUGGUGUGUUUCCUAAGCGCUCUUGGGAGCGAUUUACUCGUAAAAGUGAUGGCUCGGGGAAUGCAUUUGCCUUCUUUUGGAUCACAGAUUCAUGCCCCCUUACUGUCAAAGCCAUAGCAAAUAAACCUCCAUUUGAAGUUUUGAGUCUUGCUGGAUCCAUUGCGGAUGCUCUGCAAAUAUGAGCAAGGUACUUACAAGGGUUUUGUUAGGGUGGGAUGUUCAUGCAUACCUGUGAUAAAUGAGCCGAUAAUUCUAUUUUCAAAACCACUUUCAUGAUUUGGUUAUUUUCUAGAAAAAGAGAAUUCAUUUUCCUGUGCUAUUGGAAGUCAUUGUGGCACAAAAGAAUGAUUGAGCGAUAAUCUAUGCUAUAAUGGAUUACUGUAAAAUCAAUCUGGAGUAUUUUCCCCGA
Molecule: messenger RNA, 1550 nt
Organism: Hevea brasiliensis (rubber tree)
Lineage: Eukaryota; Viridiplantae; Streptophyta; Magnoliopsida; Malpighiales; Euphorbiaceae
Product: ribose-phosphate pyrophosphokinase 4
Exons: 8
Coding region: 346-1323 (325 amino acids)
Biological process (GO): purine nucleotide biosynthetic process; 5-phosphoribose 1-diphosphate biosynthetic process
Cellular component (GO): cytoplasm; ribose phosphate diphosphokinase complex
Molecular function (GO): magnesium ion binding; ribose phosphate diphosphokinase activity
Source: RefSeq, a predicted model, not a curated record